Melopsittacus undulatus (budgerigar) is the source of this 2296-nucleotide messenger RNA. It is a transcript of the gene PLAAT1, whose product is annotated as phospholipase A and acyltransferase 1. Bases 441 to 950 code for a protein of 169 amino acids. Gene Ontology annotation, molecular function: A2-type glycerophospholipase activity; glycerophospholipid phospholipase A1 activity. Gene Ontology annotation, biological process: N-acylphosphatidylethanolamine metabolic process. Gene Ontology annotation, cellular component: cytoplasm. NCBI's taxonomy places the organism in Eukaryota, Metazoa, Chordata, Aves, Psittaciformes, Psittaculidae. The transcript has 4 exons. The record is from RefSeq and is a predicted model, not a curated record.
CCCUUUCUGUAUCAUAAGGUUACCCAGUAACGGAUGCUCACUCUGCUCGUCAGGACAGCCCCAGCCCCGUAUACCGGAGCUCACCCCCCGAGCCGGCAGGGGCUCCCAGCGAGGAGAUGAUGGCCCAUCUUUUCUGGGGGCAGGACGAGCUUUUCUACACGACGGACAGAUUCAGCAACACCUCCUAGAGCGGAGCCUCCAGCCGCGGAGCAGAGCGACAGCUCAGCAGGGCUCCUCCUCGCUAUUUAUAGCGGCCGGGAACAGCGAGGACCCGGCCCAGCUUCCGCCGCUGCCCCCGCCCGAGAAGGCAGCUCGGCUGCGGUGACAGCGGGAUUGGCGCUGCAGGUAGAUGCUCUGUGCACAUCCCGAACCUCUCCUCCACCGUGCCUUGCACUGAGCCUGCCCAGCGAGAGGGGCAUGUCCUGACCUUGGGCUCUGAGAUGGCAGCCAUCGAGAGCUUUAGUUCCACCCACCCUGGUGACCCUGAGCCUGGGGACCUGAUCGAGAUCUUCCGGCCAGCUUACCAGCACUGGGCCCUCUACCUGGGAGAUGGGUAUGUCAUCAACGUGACGCCUGUAGAUGAAGGCCCCCCAGCCACAUUCUCCAGUGCAAAGUCAGUGUUCAGCAGGAAGGCCCGGGUGAGGAUGCAGCUCCUGAAGGAUGUGGUGGGAAACGAUACCUACCAUGUCAACAACAAGUAUGACGGCACCUAUGCUCCCCUCCCAGUGGAGGAGAUCAUCCGGCGCGCUGAGUACCUCAUUGACCAGGAGGUGUCUUAUGACCUGCUCAGCAACAACUGUGAGCACUUUGUGACGCUGCUCCGCUAUGGUGAGGGUGUCUCUAGCCAGGCCAACAGAGCAAUCAGUGCCAUCGGGUUUGUGACAGCUGCUGCCGGUGCCUUCUCCUUGUUGGGCUUACUUCGGAGCAGAUCCAGAGAGAGACAGUAUUGAUGGGCCAUCAGGAUGAGCUCAGAGCAGGGUAGAGAGGCCCUGGCUGGGUUACUUGGGACAGUUUGUGGCCACAGCUGCCACUGAGAUUUACUAACAACUGUGUACCCCUUGCUGAGAGCAGCACUAGUGUGUUUUCCACAUCAGCUUUUAUUUCAUUGCCUGUGAUGAUUUUUGCAGUGGUCUGGGAGUGUCUGCAAGCAAAUUCUCCAUCCUCAUGCACCCAGUGCUCUGCUGGGGACUGGUGCAGGCUUUCUAUGCACAUCAUAGAAUCAUAGAAUAGUUAGGGUUGGAAAGGACCUUAAGAUCAUCUAGUUCCAACAUCCUGGUUUUAUUAUCUACAUCCUGCUGUCUUUUUCUGUGAAUAACUUGUUUUAACCUUAACAUUUUCACUUUGUUUUUUUGUUUGGGGUGUUUUGUUUUUUAAUUAAAACUAAUGUAAAAGUACUGCUGAGGGUUUACUGUGUGCCUCCAGCUAAAGGCCUGUGCAAGUGGAAAACCCCAGGUUCUCAGGCCUGCGAAAGGUUGGACAAAGCAUGCACUGUGUUUUGGAGCCUGCAUGCACUGCCUACAUGGAGCUGUUCCUGAGGCAGAAAGGAAGGGCUGGUCUUACAAGUUAUAUCCUUCAGUGUUUUAAAUGAGUGUGCUAUUUUUUCAUGAUGGUGUUGUGGUCAAUUUUCUCCUGCCUGGAAACAAUCCCUUUCACUGGCUUCUGUGCCUCCCUUUGGCAGCAGCAAACCCCCAGUUUGGUGGGGGGAUGGUGGUGUGGUCUAGCAAAAAAACAGGUUUUUCACUGUUUGUUCCAGAUUGGGGCUGCUGUGCCACUGAAAUGGUUCAUCACUGUAAGUGCAGUAAUUGUUUGCACUGUAGCUUACCAGGCUUACUAAAUGAUAUUUAAGGUCUCUUCUAACCCAAACCAUUCUAUGAUUCUACUCCUUGGGCUGCCAAAGCACUGAGGUUUAAAGAUCACAACAGAUUGCAAGGGAGUCUUUGCCCUGUGGUGCUGUGGGUGAUGUACCUGGAGAAUGAGCUAUGCAGCACCUAUGCUCCAUUUCCCUGUGUACAGAACCCUGCUAUUUGCUUGUUGCAAUGUUAUUUACAGAUGGCAUGUAAGAAAUAAAGUCCUGUGUGGCUUUUGCCACAGACAACUGCCUGGACUGUAAGAAGAGAUGACAGCAAAAGAGCUGUUUGUAAGAGGCUUGCAGGUUUUUGUCUGCUCUUAAUGCGUUCAUAAAGGGAUCAGAAGGUUUAUUUUAAACAUCAGUUGUUUCAGUGUUUGAAAUGACAAAACCAAGACUUCUGGUCAUACUCUGUAGUGCCCUCUGUUAUUACAUUUAAAUAAAGUUAUU